Molecule: messenger RNA, 345 nt
Organism: Penicillium robsamsonii
Lineage: Eukaryota; Fungi; Ascomycota; Eurotiomycetes; Eurotiales; Aspergillaceae
Exons: 1
Coding region: 1-345 (114 amino acids)
Source: RefSeq, a predicted model, not a curated record
AUGCUCUUCGCCGUCAGUUCUGCUGUUGCUCAUGUGCCCGGGGUUAGUAAGAGCAUUAGUGCUGUAAUUGUGGUGCUUAGAGCUUUCACUGGAGGCCCACCGGAGUUCUCUCUUAUGCAGGAUAUAAGGAGUCCUGUGCGGCACUUCGCACGAGGCGUCAGCAAAGAGCUGCAGGGACGUGUCAGCGUCAAGAAACGUGGCCCGAGGCCCCAUGUUGUGUGGACACAUGCAGGUGGCGCGAACAAAAGUCUUGCGACUAGUGUAACAUUCUCUUCUACCCACCGGAGACUCGCGGGCAAGGUACUUGAGUUCCACAAGUAUUACCUCUGGACAACCAGUUUGUAA